ACUCUUCUACAUUUCAACGACUGCUAUAAUAUAGAGCCGCAGAAACAAGAACCUGUCGGCGGUGCGGCUCGAUUCAAAUCGGUAUUGAAGUCAUUUGAAUCCGUGGAGCCCUUGGUUCUCUUCAGCGGGGAUAUCGUUUCUCCGUCGAGCAUUAGCACAUUCACCAAGGGUGAACAGAUGAUCACAGUGCUCAAUUCCUUCGGUGUCGCCUGUGCGGUCUACGGCAACCAUGACUUCGAUUUCGGUAUCGAGAAUCUGAUCAACUUAAGAACAAGUGUCUUCCCGUGGCUCAUGAGCAAUGUGUUGGACAAGGGAACUCAGACGCUCUUGGCGGAAGGCCUCGAGUUAGUCAUCUUAGAGAACAAAGGGAAGAAGAUCGGUCUCAUCGGUCUCGUCGAGAAGGAGUGGAUCGAAACUUUAGCAACGAUAGAACCUGAGGACGUAGACUUUCGGGAUUUUGUCGAUGAAGGCAGACGUCUGGCACGACGCCUCAAAAGUCCCGCUUUCGGAUGCGACUAUGUGAUCGCUCUUACUCACAUGCGCUUUCCCAACGACUGUCGCUUAGCUGAAAACGUUGAAGAGAUCGAUCUGAUUCUCGGCGGUCACGAUCACGUGUACGAUGUCCGGAAAAUCUCCAAUCGUUACGUUGUCAAAUCAGGGACAGACUUCCGUCAGAUGUCGAAGAUUGAACUCACGUUCAAGGUUGAUGGGACGGUGGCUUUCAAAAUAGAGGAAAUUGAUGUAACAUCUGUUUACCCAGAGGACACGGAUCUCGUUGAGCAGCUCAAGAAGUACAACGAUAUCAUCGAAGGACAGAUGGAUGCGAUCGUUGGGUAUUUCUCUACCCAAGUCGACGGGCGGUUCCAAUCGAACAGAACAGAAGAAACGAAUCUUGGGAGCUUCGUGGCAGAUAUUCUGCGGGCUUCCACGCACGCAGAUCUAGCCAUCAUAAAUUCUGGAACUUUUCGAUCGGAUAGAGUGCACGAGCCGGGAAUCUUCACGAUGUGCGACAUCAUUUCGAUUUUCCCCGCCGACGAUCCCAUUAUGGUUUAUGAAGUGACGGGACAGCAAAUCAGAGCGGCGUUGGAGAACGGAGUCAGCCAGUACCCGAAGCUUGAGGGUCGGUUCCCGCAGGUGUCCGGAGUGGCCUUCGCCUUCGAUCCGAAGAAGCCUCCCGGAGAGCGUAUCAGAAGUGAGCACAUCAAGAUCGGCGACGAGCAGCUCGACCUCACAUCACGCUAUCGCCUUGCGUCCAAAGAGUUCAUCUGGACUGGACGCGACGGAUACGAUGUCUUGAAAAACUCUCUGGUCCUCGUGGACCCCGAUGAGUUGCCUCCCUUGCGCACAGCCGUGCAAUGUUAUCUAUCAGCGAUGCAGAGCUUCCUUGGAGCUGAAAAGACUCCACGAGGCCAUCAUCGACCGAGCCUGGUCGCGUCGUGCAGUUUCGAUAGUGGACCAGCGGAGCCAUCUUCAGGUCCAGAAUCAGAAAGCGAGGUCGUCAAGUUCCAUCCGGUCAUCGAUGGCAGGAUCAUAGCGCUCACGAAAGAGUGGUACGCGGAGAAAUCUGGCUUGUUGAACCAGUCCCCGAGUUGUCCGAGCGUGGAACCUGAGGAUUUCUUGUAG
Galendromus occidentalis (western predatory mite) is the source of this 1623-nucleotide messenger RNA. RefSeq names its product trifunctional nucleotide phosphoesterase protein YfkN. Gene Ontology annotation, molecular function: hydrolase activity. Gene Ontology annotation, biological process: nucleotide catabolic process. The record is from RefSeq and is a predicted model, not a curated record. NCBI's taxonomy places the organism in Eukaryota, Metazoa, Arthropoda, Arachnida, Mesostigmata, Phytoseiidae.